This is a messenger RNA of Salvelinus sp. IW2-2015, 4919 nucleotides long. Its product is annotated as SCL-interrupting locus protein homolog. The record is from RefSeq and is a predicted model, not a curated record. Gene Ontology annotation, cellular component: centrosome; centriole. Gene Ontology annotation, biological process: protein localization to centrosome; mitotic spindle organization; smoothened signaling pathway. Lineage: Eukaryota; Metazoa; Chordata; Actinopteri; Salmoniformes; Salmonidae.
GGCUGUAUUUUUUGGCCCGCCAUUGGCACAUGGAAACAGCGCCACAAUUAAUUUACWUUAGAUUUAUCACAAGGACUGUUUGUGUUUUGUGUUCAGCAACGUGGAAAGUGAUUCAUUAAAUACGACGUUAGUUUUUUUUUGCUAUCAAUUGAAGUUAAAUAUUAGCGAAAAUAGAUUGAUACAUUGUGGAUUUACCGCGAAUAUGGCCGCUCUGACAUUGCGGAGGAAGUCUUGAAACCACUGCUCGAGGACAGUUCUCACAACAUUUCAGCCAGCCAACACGACUCCGUGCCACGCAAACCGAAAUGAUAACUAACGCGUUAGCUGCCUGGCUUGCUAUUUAGCUAMRUAGCUAACUAACUAUCUGAUAAGCUAGCUACGUUUGGUGAAGAAGAUUACUGUCUGUGCUAUGUGGUCAUAACUAGGGCUGACUAAUAGAAAUGAGUGUUCAAGUGAAUUUGAAAGGAUAGUCAUCUCACGUCCUGGCCAAUGUUUACAAACCAGAGAAUCUGAAAAUGACAACAAGGUCAUCAGAGAACGCUCUUGCUGCCAUCACCUUCCCCAAAUCCAAAUUGUCCUUAUGGGACACCACACCUAAUGGGGAUGUGAUUAGCCUCCACCUAUCCUAUUACAGAAAUCCCAGACUACUUCUGGUGGAGAAAGUUCUUCGUUUGGCCCACCGGCAUUCCCGAGAGAAUAACAAGCCCCAGUUCAGCUGUUACUUGUUGGGGACUAUUGCUGUGGAUUCUGAUGAAGAGGGUGUGACUUUGACUUUGGACCGGUUCGACCUGGGCCGGGAGCAACCCGGCUCCUCUGAAAAGGUCCCCACUGCCCUGAUGCCCGGGGACCUCCUGGUGCUGUGCGUGUUUGGAACCCGGGGGGUUGCUGCCACAGACACCAUGGUUCACUCUGCAGAAGAGUUCCACAUCUCUUUCAAGAUGCUCCAGCACUGCUGCAGCACCCGGGAGUCCCUGGACCUGUCCAAGCUGCUGGUCCUGCGAGCACACCUUGGCUGCUCCCAGCAAACAGACAGCCUGGGCUUCUGCCUGCGCUGGGCCGCCGUCACCCCUGGUAACACACUGGACGCUGUGCCCAUUCGGCCCGUGCUCAUCAUCCCCACAGCCUUGGCCAGGAACCUGAGUGGACCGACCAGCCUCACCCAGCCGCUACACAGCAGCGCUAGCCACAAACGAGGCUUUCUGACCAUGGAUCAAAGCAGGAAACUGCUCCUAAUACUGGAGUCUGACCCACAGGCCAAAACUCUACCACUGGUGGGACUAUGGCUGAGUGGGGUCAACCACAUCUCCAACCCCCAGGUGUGGGCGUGGUGUUUGAGGUACCUGUUCAGCUCCUCCCUCCAGGACAAGGUGACGUCAGAGGGCGGUGCGUUCCUGGUGGUGCUGUACUCGCUGACCCACAGGGAGCCAGAGUUCUACCAGGUCCAGCKCUGCAGUGGUCAGCAGCAGGACAUGACCUUCCAACUGCUCACUAGCACCGAGUCACUCACCUUCUACAAGAAUGUGGAGGUGUCUGAGGGCCAUACUCUGCAGUUUGAGCUCAGUGCUGAGAGCCAGAACACAGAGGCUGAGUUCUUCAGGGAACUGGUGUCCCGUGCCUCCUUCACAAGCCCUGCGGUAGUGGCAGCCUCUCCUCAGAACAGACUGUCUAUCAACGACCAUGACUCUGGAGUAGAGGACGAGGACCUCUCCCCCAGGCCCUCCCCAAACCCCCACCCUCUCACCCAGCAGACCAAGCGGGUCCACCAUUCUGUGCCGGAGCUCUCCCUGGUGAUGGACGGCAGCUUCCUUGAUGGAAAGACCAUGGGCCCCCCUCAUCCUCCCCCCUCAGCUCUGCUGCCCAGAGGUGGUUGCCCCCCCUCCCACCAGCUCCACCCUGGGGCGACCAGACGCCCAGGCCAGGGGCCCACCACACUCAGUGGUCCCCCACCCAUCAGAAGGCCCCUGACCCCCGCCAUGGACACUCAUGGUAAGGGCAGCAGAGGAUUCCUAUUCACCCCUGGGCAGCAGCCACCACCACUCCCGCCCCCUUCCUCUGGCAGGAAAUCAACCCCUCCACAGUUCGGGAAGACGUCCGCCUCUUCCUCCUCCUCAUCUUCCUCCUCUUCUCCAAAGACAGGCUUCUCUCCUAAUGGAUCAGUCCACCAGGCCAGGCAGUUCCACCAAGCACCAGGUCCCCUCUCUCACAAGUGGGCCUCCCCCGUCGGAGCCCCUCCACACCAGAGCCCCGGUCACCCCUCAGCCCCCAUGCCCACUCACCAACAGCCCGCUGUCCAUCUCAAACACUUCCACAGCACCCACAACAUGAACCAGCCUUGUGGGUGCUGCUCCUUCAACCCACAUGACCAUGUUACCCCCCUGUACCACCCCAACUACUGGCAGGGAGCUUCAGGUACCCACAACAGCCCAGUUAMGCACUUCUGUUCCAACUCCGAUGGUAACCCCCCCACCUCUCACAUUUCCCCUUCCCACCAAACACACCCUCACCACAGCCCAUUGUGCCACCCCGGGGGCCCACACUUACACCAUUUCACCGCCCAGGGGCCCUGCUUGGAGCGGCCGGCCCCUGUCUGUCAGAACCAGUGUUGCCAGGCCCAGUCGGCAAAGUCUCUCUUCCCCCUGGAUGGGCCCAUGGGCCUCCUGCCCUCUGACGCCUACAGAAUCCUGGUGGACCAAGACCGGCAGCUCAACUUACUGCAGGCACAGAUCCAGAAGCUACUGGCGGCUCAGGGGAAAGGGGGGAGCAGCUCRUCUCCAUCCACUGAGCUGGCAGCCAUGCAGCCACAGAUCUCCCCAGGACAACACACCAGGAGGAAUGCCAGCAUUGCUGUAGGAACAGGUGCCAGUUUGUUCUGGGGAAACCCCAUCGAUGCCCCCGCUUGCGAUGAGSACGAGCGCCAACAGCCAGAGUGGCACACGGACAGGGGGCUUGGCYCCCCCGAUGGCAGCAGGUCCUCCUCUGGUCGGAGUUCUGGCAGUGCCAGCCUCACCCACAGCAGGCACAUGAAUUGCACGGAAGAAGAGUGUGGGGGCAGUGAGGGACAUGUGAAAGGCACACCCUUCAACCAGUCAAUGCACCAGAGGAUUCAGUCAUCGUUUGGAGACGGUUCCUUCCAGAGCCCUGUGUUGGGGGAGAGUGCAAGCAUGUACUACCAGUCCCAGUCUCCACAGAGGGACAGCACCAAGAGUCAGGAGCCCAGAGCAGUGGAGGAUGAUCAGAGGUUUUAUCAAGACCUACUGGGCCAAGUGAACAGCCGUCUCCAGGGUACAGUGAACGAGGAGGGCGAAGAUGAGGAGGAACAGGACAGACGGACCUCAUACCCACGGCAGGAGAAACGCACCUUGUCCCUCUGUCAGUCCCAGKAGUCGUACCCUAGCCCUGUUCCCCUCUGCUCCCGUAGGCCGGAGCCCAGAGAGCAGCCGCCAGGAGGGAAGGAUCAGGUGCUCCACGCCACACUGCGCCAGCUGCAGCAGCUAGGGGUCAAUGUGGAUCUAGACUCUGCCGACUCGGGGGGCAAGGUCACACGCAGCUCAAUGGAGAGUGCCAGUACCCUGGCCGGCAUCAACCCAGAGGCAGUCAUCAGCAGACUGACCUUCCUGGAGUCCACGGGAACCAGCAUGCGGGGCCCCAGUGGCAGCGUGGACCUCAGCCUGGAGGCCAACGCCAUCGCCCUCCGGUACCUCAGCGACCAGCAGCUCUCUAGACUUUCUGUGGGGGGAGGGCAACAGCCCCCUAGGGCCCUCCCUAGGUUCAGCCCCUACACACCGCUCUCAGAGUUGCCUGGAGCGGCGAAGAGCACUGUGGGACUCAGUUGUAUCCUGUCUCCCAACAACAUGUCCUUCGCCACCAGCAAGUACAUGAGAAGGUACGGGCUUAUAGAGGAGGGGAGUAGGAGUGAGGAGGACGACAGGGCCGAGGGGGAGCAGUUGGAGAUGGGAUAUACCAUACAGUUCCAUGUUCAACYGGAACAAGUAGGGCAGGGAGAGAGGGAGCGCAAAGGUUUGGUUCUGAAAAACAUCACCAAUGAGUUGCCACAUUCCAAACCUGUCCACCCGCAGGGGCCACACGCAGACUCUCAAAGCCAGCUACUCAGGCACUUGCGUCCUAAAAUGCAGCUUUUGGCACGCGGCGCCAAACAACAUUCGGACAAGGAGAAUGGUGCAAAACGGCUGCCAUCUUUAGGUGAAAUACAAAGGGAGUGUCCUCAACCAGAGGGGUCGAUGGGAAAUUUCUUGAACCUGAGUAGACUUAGACAGCUGCCGAAACUCUUCUAAAGGACCACGGGAACUAAUGCAAAGGAAACUCAAAAUGACAAAUGAAAUGUAUUGUCGAAUCCAUUGCGAUUUGUCAGUGUGGUUGUGUUCUUAGUAAGAUAUUUUUAAAUGCUUCCAUACAUUUGUUUACAGAUUGUUUUGAAUGCCUCUAUUGGAAUCUUCAUGGUGCUCAUUGAUUGUAWUGUGUACAUUUGUGUAGGACCACUGAAACAGAGGCUCUUACCAAGUCUCUUCACCACUGUGCUCUUUGUCUGUGCACAAAAUGUACUUGUUGCCUUUCUACUACAACUAUGUGGAAGAGGGUGUGGCGUCAUGAUGUAUCUAGCUCUUUGUAAAUGUUUAUUUAUAACAGUUUGGCCUCUUACUGAUACCCYAUCUCCUGGUAAUUGGUGGACACCUACUUAUAGUCAAUGUUGGGAUUUUUAAGUCUGAUUACAUGGUGAAACAGACUACCUUCAUGCCUAUUUUGUUGUACUUUUCAGUUUAAUGUUGUAAAUAUUUUAAGUUUCUUUCAUGUUGACUUGUAUUUCUUGUGUGUGUUUACAUGAAAUGCUGGCUCCAGCAUUAUUUUUAAUUUCUGAACUUGAACUUUCUAUUUAUGAUUGCCUUAAUAAAUAUGCACUAUAA